AUGCCUUCUAUUCGCUCUAAAGGCAGGCCGUUGCCCAUCAUCAUUGCCCUCAUUCUGGGUUUAUUGUUUUGCUUAGCAGUUCCCGCCACAGCAUCAGCAUCUCAGUAUUCUCCCAAGGCGGGAGACAAGUCAGAUUUAAUCUGUCACACAUCAAAUCCAGAAGAGUGUUAUCCCCUGGUAUUUGAACCGACAGAUGAGUUCCAGAUUGUUCACGAUGACCAACAACUACCGAAUGGACUUCACGUUCGCUUGAAUAUCUGGACUGGCAAGAAAGAAGCCAAGAUCAACGUACCUGAUGAGAUCAACCCCGCUCUAGAAGGACUACCUGUCGACCAAGCCGUGGUUCUCGUCGACCAGGAGCAGCAAGAGACAAUUCAAGUACCCAAGGGCGCACCAAAAUACAACAACGUUGGCAAGAUCAAGGAGCCUGCGCCAGGGGGAGAGGCUCAGGUAGAAGCUAUUGCCUUUAUGGAGACGUUCGAAAUGCUCAAGUCUGGUGUCAUCCCGAGCGAUGAGGAGUUUGAUCACGGUCUGGAAGGCCUCGAAGAGCUCUCUCAUGACAUUUACUACGGACUCAAAAUCACCGAGGAAACAGACGUGGUAAAGGCACUCUUCUGCUUGAUGGGAACCCCUGAAGGCGAAGUCUCUCAGGGAGCCACUCCACGAGGCCAACAAGCGGCGGCUAUUCUCGCCGGUGCCCUUUCCAACAAUCCUUCGGCACUCAACGAGAUUGCCAAGAUCUGGACGGAGCUCAUGGACUCAAAAUGCCCUCACGACGGCGCCACAAUCCACGAACUUUUCUACCAUCACACAAUCUCGCCUGCUGAUUCUCCAGCAAAGGUCAAGGCCGCCGUCUCCGCCAUUAACGGACUCCUCAAGGACGAGCAGAUUAGGAAGCACUUUUUGGAAAACAACGGCAUGAAGCAGCUGUUGCCAAUUCUCUUCCAGGAGAAAGCCGAGUGGGCUGGAGCGCAGCGAAAGAUUGGGCAGUUGGUUCUUGAUACCUUCUUGGACGAGGAUAUGGGCGCCCAGCUUGGCCAGUGGCCUAGGGGUCAGGCAUUAAGCAAAGAGGUGUGCGUGGUUCCGGAGACGGCGCUAGAGGACGGCUGCUGGGACUAUCAUGCGGAGGUGAUGGCGAGAUUGCAUGGUACGCCGUGGAGCAAGGAGCUGCGAAAGAGACUUGCGAGCGCGCGAAAGACGAACGGCAAGCUGCCGAACCAUGGCGAGCUAUAG
This is a messenger RNA of Trichoderma harzianum CBS 226.95, 1233 nucleotides long. RefSeq lists its product as hypothetical. Gene Ontology annotation, cellular component: endoplasmic reticulum. Gene Ontology annotation, molecular function: adenyl-nucleotide exchange factor activity. Lineage: Eukaryota; Fungi; Ascomycota; Sordariomycetes; Hypocreales; Hypocreaceae. The record is from RefSeq and is a predicted model, not a curated record. The transcript has a single exon. Bases 1 to 1233 code for a protein of 410 amino acids.